AUGAGCAUAAUUAGUUCUUGGUUGCUUGUCUUUAUUGUCUGCUUAAGCACCUCUGUCGUAACAAAAUUACAAGCUGCUGGGGUUACUACGCAUCUAUUUUAUUUAACAAGAGGUGCGCCCUUAACUUUGAAGGAAGGCUACUAUCCUUGGCUGAAAGCUGGUUCUUUCUUCCCGGAUGCCCUAUACUCAUGUGCUCCUUCAAAUAAGGACUGGUCUGACUUUGCGGAAUUCACUCAUUGGCCCAACUUCUUAGUUAUUGCAUUGUCUUACUGGCAACAAAAGUAUGGUCAAAAAGAUCAACUUCGGCAAUCUCGUGACUCACUUAGACUAAAAUCGUUCCUAAUAGGAGUAUUCACCCACCAAAUAGUCGAUGUCUCCUGGCAUUCACUAGUUACUGAUUAUAGAAUGCACGGUUUACUUCGAGUGCUCAGCGAAACUGAAUUUGAUGCAGAUAUUGAAACCGCUCAUACAUUUUUAGACGUCAUGGGUGAAUUUGUAACCUUGAACAAUGUGAUCCGUGACAGUGCUAAUAAUGAAAACUGGGAUUUUUUCGCCCGUUCAGAUUGGAAAUUACCCAAUGAACAGGAUAUAAUGGAAAUUAUACGCAGGGCAGGACUUUCCAAAGAUAGAUUAUCAUAUGCAGAGUUGGAGUUCUGCGUUAAAAGAGGUUUGGCCGCUGCUGUUAGUGAAAGCUACUUAUUUCGCUCUCAAAGAUCCCAGCUAUUAAAUAAUAUCUAUUCAACUUCCCCACGGGCUAAUGAUCUAAUACUGAACCAUUGGCUAGGGGGAGAAUCUAACUUAGUUGCAAUGCUCCAAAAAUGUGUGCCUUUCUUUGAGUCUUUAUUUGAUGGAAAAGCUGCUAACGAAAUUGAAGUAGAAGAAUUAAGAUUAUGCGCAAAUUUACCGCCAGCGUCCAACCAUAACUUGGAAACAGAAAGUUUGAAAUCUCCAAUCAAGGUGCAGAGGGAAGAUGGUCACAUUGUCGUAUCCCCGAUGAAAUCCUUCUCCAAAUUUGGCACAAGUUUCACGCUGGGAAAAUUUCAAGGGAAUGAUGAAGAUUAUCUUGCGGUAAGUGCCCCACUUGAGGAUACAGUUGGUGCAAUCUAUCUGGUCCCGUGGGAUAUAUUUUCUAUAUCUGAUAAAAAGGAUGUUAGCAUUUUACAACCGAUGACAGCAAUGUACGGUUCCAAGGUCGACACAUACAGUGUUGGAGGUGUCGAUUAUCUAGCCGUUUCAGAGCCUGGCACGUGUAGGGUCCAUUUCUAUUUCAAAGGGACAAAAGUCCUCACAAUUGAGGAUACUACCACUGAAGAAGCAAAUCAAUUGCAAAUAGCGCUAACAGAAGACUUUGAUGGUGAUCAAAUCCCCGAUUUGAUAGUAUCAAGCAUAAGCUAUGGAAUCAAUGAAACUGGAAUCGUUACGUUUAUCCCAGGAUCUUCAAUAAUAUCCUAUCUGAUUAAUACAAAUGAAUAUCACUUCGUCGAUAUUUCGACCUUAAAAGGCAUUGUAAGCCUUGAUGGGUAUUCUGACAAAAUACCGUUUCAACACUUUGGCGCAACAAUUCAAAUGUCUAACACACUUAACAAACAGAAAAUGAUAUACAUUACAUGUCAAAGUUUGGGAACUGUUUUUGUUUAUUUGAGCGAUGAUUUACAGGAUCCGUCAAUCCCAAAAUUUCAUAUAACGGAAGGUCGUGUAGUAGCAGCAAAGGAUAUUGAUCACGCCAAGUUGGGCAUAGUUUCAUCAAAGGAGCACGGUAUGUUUGGUUCAGCAAUACAUUCUUGGCAUUUUGGUGGUAACGACUUUGUAGCCAUAUCUCAACCGAUGUUUGAUACUGUAUUUAUAUACAUUGAGGAUUCUGGGCAAGUUAGGUUCUCCUUGAAGCUGAUUUUAAGGAUAAAUGCUAAAUUAGGAGUUGUACCCAAUGAGUUUGGUACAUCUUUGAUGUUCAAUGAAAAAGAAAAAGCAUUAUACAUUUCAUCACCAGGAAGUUUUGACAAAAGAGGAAGUAUAUGGAAAAUUGGAAUGAAUGAAUUAAUAAAAGCAACAAAUGGUUCGAAGCGGAAGAGCCUUGUGAUAAAUAAUUCAAAAUAUCUUGUGCUAACAAAUCCCGACAAAGACAGCAAAGGCUUAACAGAUUUUGGGAAGACUAUGACUCUUGGCCCUGAAGAUCGCCUUGUAGUUGGCAUUCCUCAAUACGGGUACGGCAAUUUCAACCAUAUGCAGCUGACAGGCAGGAUCCUGGUACUUUAA
Saccharomyces kudriavzevii IFO 1802 is the source of this 2253-nucleotide messenger RNA. RefSeq lists its product as uncharacterized. Gene Ontology annotation, molecular function: GPI anchor phospholipase D activity. NCBI's taxonomy places the organism in Eukaryota, Fungi, Ascomycota, Saccharomycetes, Saccharomycetales, Saccharomycetaceae. The record is from RefSeq and is a predicted model, not a curated record. Gene Ontology annotation, cellular component: extracellular matrix. Bases 1 to 2253 code for a protein of 750 amino acids. The transcript has a single exon.